Molecule: messenger RNA, 650 nt
Organism: Oppiella nova
Lineage: Eukaryota; Metazoa; Arthropoda; Arachnida; Sarcoptiformes; Oppiidae
Source: the annotation of a GenBank genome assembly
CCGGUGAUAAAGACGGCAAAGACAGCGUGGGAACAGUGAUUGGCAUUGAUUUGGGCACCACUUACUCGUGUGUCGGUGUCUUCAAGAAUGGUAGGGUCGAGAUCAUUGCCAAUGACCAGGGUAAUCGGAUCACACCCUCAUAUGUGGCGUUCACCGCUGAGGGCGAGCGACUCAUUGGUGACGCGGCCAAGAAUCAGCUGACCUCUAACCCCGAGAACACCAUCUUUGACGUGAAACGACUUAUUGGUCGCGAGUGGACCGACGUUACUGUUCAGGCGGACGUCAAGUACUUCCCCUUCAAAGUGAUAGAGAAGAGCGGAAAGCCUCACGUGAAGGUCGAGACCGGGAGCGGACAGAAGGUGUUCGCACCCGAAGAAGUGAGUGCAAUGGUGUUGACCAAAAUGAAGGAGACAGCGGAGGCCUAUUUGGGUAAAAAGGUGUCGCACGCUGUGGUCACAGUCCCCGCGUAUUUCAAUGACGCCCAGAGACAGGCCACCAAAGACGCCGGUGUUAUCGCCGGUCUCAACGUCAUGAGGAUUAUCAACGAACCGACCGCUGCGGCCAUCGCUUACGGUUUGGACAAAAGAGAGGGCGAGAAGAAUAUUCUGGUGUUUGAUUUGGGCGGCGGAACCUUCGAUGUGUCGCUCCUG